ACAUAAACAUUUCAGAAGGCAGAAUUGACCUUCAAUUAAUCCCCAGUCAGUGAACCCCUUCACCUUGUCAAAAUUAUUGCAAAUUCUCCACAUCUAAGGCCAUUCUUGGCGAUUACAAUAGUAGAACAUGCACCUCUCUUGGCAAGUCAAAUAUCAACUGGCAGCAACUAUCUUCAGCAUCAUCACCCUUUCCGAAGUUAGAUGCUUUUACUUCAAUUUCUCUACUUUCCAACCACAAGACGAAGCUAAUUUGAUACUGAGCCAGAAUUCAAAAAUAUACUUAGAUGCUAUCCAAGUAACCCCUGAUAUUCGAGGGUCAAUUCAUAGUUAUUCUGGACGUGCUUUUUACAACAAGCCAUACAAACUUUGGAGCAUGAAGAAGAACCAAACUGCAAACUUCAACACCACUUUUGUGCUCAACAUCAACCCUCAAACUUCACCUGGUGGAGAAGGCUUGGCCUUUAUCUUAACCUCAGAUAUCACUCUCCCAGAAAACUCUUCAGGAGAGUGGCUAGGCAUUGUGAAUGCUACCAACAAUGGAACUUCACAAGCUAGGAUCUUUGCAGUGGAGUUUGACACAAGAAAAAGUUUCCCAGAAGAUGGUCCAAACAACCAUGUUGGAAUUAACAUAAAUAGCAUCAACUCCAUCCAACAAGUCCCAUUGAUAAACACUGGGAUCAACAUUUCAUCAGGUGAUAAUGUAACAAUUAAAAUUCAGUAUUCCAAUGAUAUAAUAUCUGUUUUUGGUUUCAUGAGCGCAACUUCAGAAGAGUCUAUGAAAACCCUUUUGGUAUCUCCACCUCUUAACCUCUCUUCCUAUCUUCAAGAAGAGGUUUACCUUGGUUUCUCAGCCUCCACGAGUAACUACACGGAGCUGAACUGUGUAAGAGCAUGGGAAUUCAAUGGUGAUGUUAUUGCAAAUGGUGAUAACAAUCUAUUGUGGGUUUAUGUCACUGUUUCAAUUGUGAUUCUUAUCAUCAUAGGUGGGAUGGUGAGUUUGUUCUUGCUUUGGCAAAGGAAACGCAAUAUGGAGAAGCCAGAAGAUGCAUAUCCAAGAAUAGAGGAUCAGAUUCAAUAUUCCUCUAUGGCUCCAAAGAAAUUUAGGCUAAGGGAAAUAAGAAAAGCAACAGGUGGAUUCAACCCUCAAAACAAGCUUGGACAAGGUGGGUUUGGAACUGUGUAUAAAGGGCUAUUGGAAAACAAGGAGGUAGCUGUGAAGAGAGUUUCAAAAAACUCACGUCAAGGGAAGCAAGAAUUUGUAGCAGAAGUAACAACAAUUGGAAGCCUUCACCACAGAAAUUUGGUGAAACUCACUGGUUGGUGCUAUGAGAAUAAAGAGCUUGUCCUUGUAUAUGAAUUCAUGCCACAUGGAAGCCUAGACAAGUACCUAUUUGGUGAUGAAAAUUUUGGUGAUUUUAAUAUUAAUAACCUUGAAAGGGGGUAUCCUUCAACACUGAAUUGGGAAACUAGGCACGGUGUGAUUCAUGGAGUGGCUCAAGCAUUGGACUAUCUUCACAAUGGUUGUGAAAAGAGGGUGCUUCACAGAGACAUCAAGGCAAGCAACAUAAUGUUGGACUCAGAAUACAAUGCAAAGUUGGGAGAUUUUGGUUUGGCUCGUACCAUUCAGAAGAGGAAUGAAACUCACCAUUCCACAAAAGAGAUUGCAGGCACACCAGGGUACAUGGCUCCAGAAACCUUUCUCACUGGGAGAGCAACAGUGGAGACUGAUGUGUAUGCGUUUGGGGUUCUUGUGUUGGAGGUUGUGUGUGGAAGGAGGCCAGGGAAUCUGCAUGCACAAGAUGACUAUAAAAACAGCAUUGUGUACUGGGUUUGGGAGCUUUAUGGGAAGGAUAAAAUAGUUGGUGCUGUGGAUAAAAGGUUAACGAACGAAGUGAUUAAAGAGGAAGAACUGGAGGUUGUGCUUAUGCUUGGAUUGGCUUGUUGCCAUCCAAAUCCACACAAAAGGCCAUCUAUGAGAAGUGUUCUUCAAGUUCUCAAUGGAGAAACACCACCACCUGAGGUGCCUACGGAAAGACCUGCUUUUGUGUGGCCAGCUUUGCCCCCAUCAUUCAAAGAAAAUGAAGAUUGCUCCUUAAUUCAGGGAUCACUCACUCCAUUUACUGAUCUCACCGGCAGAUGAUGAAAUCAUUUGCAUAUGUGUGUAUGUUUCUGUCGUUGGUUCACAUAGAUUUGUUGUACACAACCUUGCGCAAAUUUUGUUGCAUUCAAUUUGUGUAUGUAUAGGUUAUGUUGCUGCAUAAACGAUUGCUAGCAUGUAUUUGAAACACGUUUUAGGAUAAUUUUAUGUAUGAUUGAAGGCUAGUUAAGUUUCAGUUUAGACUCAUUAACUAUAGUUGAUGUAUUUCUAUUUUCGGCUUUUAACCAGCUUGUACUUCAUGUAUUUCUUGUAUAUAUAGCACAUAAUAUAUCAUUCUCAGGUCAAGAAAAUAAAAUCAGAAGUCUUUUGUU
This is a messenger RNA of Abrus precatorius (Indian licorice), 2469 nucleotides long. Its product is annotated as probable L-type lectin-domain containing receptor kinase S.5. Lineage: Eukaryota; Viridiplantae; Streptophyta; Magnoliopsida; Fabales; Fabaceae. Gene Ontology annotation, cellular component: plasma membrane. The transcript has a single exon. The record is from RefSeq and is a predicted model, not a curated record. Bases 128 to 2140 code for a protein of 670 amino acids. Gene Ontology annotation, biological process: protein phosphorylation. Gene Ontology annotation, molecular function: carbohydrate binding; protein kinase activity; ATP binding.